Messenger RNA from Penicillium diatomitis, 207 nucleotides. RefSeq lists its product as uncharacterized. Bases 1 to 207 code for a protein of 68 amino acids. The record is from RefSeq and is a predicted model, not a curated record. Lineage: Eukaryota; Fungi; Ascomycota; Eurotiomycetes; Eurotiales; Aspergillaceae. The transcript is spliced from 2 exons.
AUGGUCGCUCAGAUUGUGGUCCAGCAGCUGUCAAGGCAGUUGAGCAAAAGAUUCUUGCCUGCGAUCAAAGAAGAUACUUUGGCGGUCAUCACUCAGGCAGAUGCGCUCAUUGUAGCCGAGUCGCAACUCGGAGUCAUGCAAAAGAUGGAUCCAAUCAUCCGAUCGCCCCCUGAAUUCUAUGCUGCCGGCGCGGACCAUGUCAGGUGA